AUGGGCACCAAACGCAAGCGGAAGGAUCAAGAUGCAGUCGCAACAGCACCGGCUGCCAAACGACCGCAAAUCGACAAAAAAUCCGCAAGCGUUGCUGCACCAACUUUGCCAACAGCUAUCGAAAUAUCCCCCUUCGUCGAUAACCCGAGAGGACCCGAGCUGAAGAGAGAAGUUGAGCUCUACAAUAGUCUCACCAGUGAAGAUGGCUCGGAACGAUUGGCGGCAGCGAACGCAAUUGUAUCUGGUAUUCUGGGUGGAGAUGGGGUGGAAGAAUCAACCUUACAAAGACAUCUUGAGAGAAGACUGUUCCGGGGUCUUGCAAGUGGCAGGAAAGGCGCGAGGCUAGGGUUCAGUGUCGUCUUGACUGAGAUAUUGGAGCAAUUAUUCAGUGCGCAGUCGCCCCUGUCCGAAAAAUAUGCCAACUUGAACUUUGAUACGGUGCUUGGCUUUCUUGUUGCCAAAACUAAGCCAGAGGGAGACCUGAGUGGACAGGAAGAGAAGGAUCACUCCCUCGGCUUGCUCUUUGGGCUACAAAGCUUCGUGAGAUCGAAGGUGCUGUUUUUGGUUGAAGGACGAUGGGACCCUAUACUGGACAAGCUAAUUGAGCUUUCCGAGAAGAAACCGUGGAUCAGGGAAGAAUGUGGUUGGGUGGUUGUCGAAGCCGUCGCACAGAUGACCCAAAUCCAGGCGGAACACACAUUGGAGAGGUUGUUGAACGCUGGUCUGGCUAGUUCGCCUGAGGGCGUUGGCAUCUGGCUUACCGCACGCAAUCGCUUCCCCGCCAUGAAAUUUCCUUCAAAGCCUUGGGGACGGAGCGGCAAUCCUCUUCAGCAUUUGAAAACCCUGGCAAAGGCGUUAAAGGAAAGUUCUUCAAGCAACUCUACCGAGGACAAAACUACCCAAAUCAAACAAACUGGUAAUUGGAAUGCCCAAUUACACUUCGUUUGGAAUAUUGUGCUUGCCCAGUAUGCCCAGGAUUCAAAAGAUACAGAGAGUGACAACUUACAUAGUUUCGAGAAUUUCUGGAAAGUAGCAGUUGAUGAAAAUUUAUUCUCUUCAACUGCGUCUCGGGAGCGCAAAUAUUGGGGAUUUCUGCUCUUCCAGAAGAUGUUCCAGGACCCUGCAUUAUACGGCAAUCUAUUACCUGUUGUAUUUAGCCACAACCUCGUUCGGUGCCUCAUCAACCAUGUGCAAGAAAAAGACCGCUUCUUGAAUCGAGCAGCAGACAAAUCUUUGAAAGUCAUGAUUCAAGCGGCAGAGGCGGAUCCGCAGAUCGUGAUCACCAUACUUCCACGACUGAUAGGCGGGAACGGUAAUUAUAACUUUGACAAGGUUACAAAGACCAAGACUAUUGAUAAACUAUUGAGUAUUGUGGAUAAUGAGAACAUAAAGUCCGCCAUCGAGAUUCUCAUAACACCUACUCUAUCGGUCGAAGGGACUGAUGCUGCGAAGGAGGCAGAACUGCGUCGCCAGUUGCUUGGAGAUUAUAUCCUGAAUCUUGUCCGCCGAGUUAAUGUUCAGGAUGACUCAAAUAAUAUCAGCUGGAUCGGCGAGAUCGCAUUCCCAACUGUAGCUAAUGUGGCUUACUGUGAGGAUGCCAAAUUCGACCCUCCGGUAUCCAGAAAGACUCGCGCACUUUUCCGGAACCGCCUGCUGUCCAUGUUUGCGCAUUUGUUGUCUGAUCUGAAGGCAUUUUCCUUUUCCUGCGACCUUGCUCGAAGCAUAAAACCAGAUGCGGUUCCCAUGGAUGCAGAAAUUGUGGAAGCGAAAGACAAUGCGCUAUCUACAAUGGAAAAGCUCAUGAAGAAAGUCCGCAAGGCUGGUGACCAGCAGAAGGCACCGCUACAGGCACUAGCUUUGUUGUACUCCCUGGUCAUCUUCCAACUCUAUGACGGGGAGCCCGAGGCUAUUUCUAUCCUUGACGAGUUGAAGCUAUGCUACGACAAACUUAUUCGACACAAAAGUCACGAUGAUUCUGAUGUGAAUGCUUCUGAAGUUUUGGUAGAGCUUUUGCUCUCGUUCAUUUCGAAGCCAUCCGCACUCUUACGAAAAGUGGCCCAACAUGUCUUCAGUGCAUUUAUGACAGAUAUGACUGCAGAAGGCUUGCAGAUGAUGACCGAUGUAUUGGAGUCAGGUGAGAAUUUGAAGGGGCAGCAAGAAUUGUUCGACAAGGAGCCAGAAGAAGGCCAAGAGCUUGCCGAAGACGAUGAAGAUGAGCUUGAUUCAGAUGUAGAGGUUGUUGAUAUGAAUGGGGAAGAUAUCCAACUGAACGGCCAUCUGGAGGACGAUGAUGACGAGUCUGAGGAUGAUGCGGAAAACGAUGAAAACGAAAUGGUAGGUGACGAAAAUGAUGAAGAAGCCCAGAAACUCGAAGAAGCUCUUGCGAGCGCGCUUGGGACACACCGCCUAGAUCAAGACAAAGGCGCUGAAACAGAAUCCGAGAGUGAUGCCGACAUGACAGAUUCAGAAAUGAUGGCGCUUGACGCAAAGCUCGUUGAGAUCUUCUCCCUGCGCAAGAAAGAGCCCAGCAAGAAACAAGAGCAGAAAGAUGCUAAGGAGACUAUCGUCAACUUCAAAAGUCGCGUUCUGGACCUCCUGGAGAUAUAUGUCAAGAAGCAAGCUGAUAACCCUUUGGCCUUCGGACUUCUGUUACCUUUAUUGCAGCUUAUGCGUACGACCAAGACAAAACAACUCUGCGAAAAAGCAUACAAUAUCAUCCUCGCAUAUGCCAGGGCUGCCAAGAAACUGGAGGUGGCGGGGGAUGUUGACCCUUCAGCACAACUCAAGCUGAUAAAGGCUAUCCAUUCUGAAGCAUCCAAGGAUCCUUCACAUAUGUUUGCCCGAGCUGCAAGCACGGCGAGCUUGCUGAUUUCAAGCAGCUUGUAUAAGGCUGAUAAGGGGACUUUGAAGAAAGUCGCGACGGUUUAUAGGGAUUCCCAGAUUGCGUGGGUUGAUGGACAGGUCAAGAUGCAGGCUGUUAUUUUCUCGGACUGGGUCAAUUGGUGCCAGAGCCACGCAAAUUCUAGCUCGUGA
Messenger RNA from Venustampulla echinocandica, 3033 nucleotides. RefSeq lists its product as uncharacterized. Bases 1 to 3033 code for a protein of 1010 amino acids. Gene Ontology annotation, molecular function: transcription factor binding; rDNA binding. NCBI's taxonomy places the organism in Eukaryota, Fungi, Ascomycota, Leotiomycetes, Helotiales, Pleuroascaceae. The record is from RefSeq and is a predicted model, not a curated record. Gene Ontology annotation, cellular component: nucleolus. The transcript has 3 exons. Gene Ontology annotation, biological process: regulation of DNA-templated transcription.